Saccharomyces paradoxus is the source of this 1392-nucleotide messenger RNA. It is a transcript of the gene ARG4, whose product is annotated as argininosuccinate lyase ARG4. The record is from RefSeq and is a predicted model, not a curated record. Gene Ontology annotation, molecular function: argininosuccinate lyase activity. Bases 1 to 1392 code for a protein of 463 amino acids. The transcript has a single exon. Gene Ontology annotation, cellular component: cytosol. NCBI's taxonomy places the organism in Eukaryota, Fungi, Ascomycota, Saccharomycetes, Saccharomycetales, Saccharomycetaceae.
AUGUCAGAUGGUACUCAAAAACUAUGGGGUGGGAGAUUCACUGGUGAAACCGAUCCUUUGAUGCACCUUUACAAUGCCUCUCUUCCGUAUGAUUACAAGAUGUACAAGGCAGAUUUGGAGGGAACCAAGGUAUACACCGCGGGCUUACAGAAGUUGGGUCUCCUAACGGAUGCAGAAUUGGCCAAGAUCCAUGAAGGUUUAGCUGAAAUCCAAAAAGAAUGGGAUGCUGACAAAUUUGUCCGUCAUCCAAACGAUGAGGAUAUCCAUACUGCGAAUGAAAGACGUCUCGGUGAAAUAAUUGGCCGUGAGAUUGCUGGUAAAGUCCAUACCGGCAGAUCCCGUAACGAUCAAGUUGUUACCGAUUUGAGAAUAUACUGUCGUGACGUUGUCAAUGACACGCUCUUUCCAGCUCUAAAGGGCUUGGUUGAUGUUCUAAUUAAAAGGGCCGAGGGCGAAAUAGAUAUUUUGAUGCCAGGCUACACGCAUUUACAAAGGGCGCAACCUAUUAGAUGGUCUCAUUGGUUGAGCUCUUACGCAACGUACUUCACGGAAGAUUACAAAAGACUGGGCCAAAUACUGCAUAGAUUGAAUCAAUCACCACUGGGUGCAGGCGCUCUUGCUGGUCAUCCUUACGGUAUCGAUAGGGAAUUUUUGGCUGAAGGUCUAGGUUUCAAUAGUGUUAUUGGUAACUCUUUAGUUGCUGUUUCUGAUAGGGAUUUCAUCGUGGAGUUGAUGUUUUGGGGAACCUUAUUUAUGAACCAUAUUUCCCGUUUUGCGGAAGAUUUGAUUAUAUAUUGUACGGCUGAAUUUGGUUUCAUACAGCUAAGCGACGCUUAUUCAACAGGUUCUUCUUUAAUGCCUCAGAAGAAGAAUGCAGACUCUUUAGAGUUAUUGAGAGGUAAAUCCGGUAGAGUAUUUGGUGAUCUAACAGGAUUCUUGAUGAGUUUGAAGGGUAUCCCAUCUACCUACGAUAAAGACAUGCAAGAAGACAAAGAACCACUGUUUGAUUGCUUGACAACUGUAGAACACUCUAUGCUGAUUGCCACAGGUGUUAUUUCUACCUUAACUGUAAAUAAGGAUAAGAUGGAAGCUGCUCUAACGAUGGAUAUGCUGGCUACCGACUUGGCAGACUACUUGGUCAGAAAGGGUGUUCCAUUCAGAGAGACCCAUCACAUUUCUGGCGAGUGUGUUGCUACUGCUGAAAACCUAGGUCUAAGUGGCAUCGAUAAAUUAACUCUGGAACAAUAUCAAAAGAUUGAUUCAAGAUUUGCAGAAGAUCUUUUUGAAACUUUUAAUUUUGAGCAAAGCGUUGAAAGGAGAAAUGCUACUGGUGGAACUGCUAAGUCUGCUGUAUUGAAACAAUUGAAUAACUUGAAAUCCCAACUAAAUUAA